Messenger RNA from Nematocida parisii ERTm1, 2124 nucleotides. RefSeq lists its product as uncharacterized. Gene Ontology annotation, molecular function: GTPase activity; GTP binding; translation elongation factor activity. Gene Ontology annotation, biological process: translational elongation. The transcript has a single exon. The record is from RefSeq and is a predicted model, not a curated record. The coding region runs from base 1 to 2106 and encodes 701 amino acids. Gene Ontology annotation, cellular component: cytosol; ribonucleoprotein complex. NCBI's taxonomy places the organism in Eukaryota, Fungi, Microsporidia.
AUGGAGACGACUGUGCCAGACAAACUUAAUAAGAAAGAUCAGCGAGAAUAUGUUAUAAAUCUUAUAGCGCAUGUAAAUCACGGAAAGACAACUGUUAUGGACAAUGUACUGGAGUAUUUAGGGGUUAUAAGCAAAAGCAUGGCAGGGGAAGCAAGACUGCUGGACUCUAGAAAGGAUGAGCUUGAGAGAGAAAUGACAAUGAAAUUAUCGCCAGUAAGCUUAUUUGUGGGGGGAGCAAAAAUAACUUUUUUAGACACGCCAGGCCACUUAGAGUUCAAGUCAUUAACAGAAUCAACUUUUAUUAUUUCUGACAUAUCUUUGGUAAUUGUAGAUGUAAUGAAGGGGGUAACAGAAAGGCUUCGGCAGCUAGUAAGGAAUUCAUCGGAUAACCGGUGCGCGCCGUUGAUCCUAAUCAACAAGAUAGACUCUCUUUUUAAGCUAGGGUCAUCAGGGGAUGAAAUAGAGCACAGAGUAAGUACGAUAAUACAGAACUUAAGAGAGGUAGUGUCUGUGCCAAUUGACUGGGACUUAGGAAACAUAAUAAUAGGAAGUGCAAAGGACAACUGGAGUAUAGGAUACAGGUCUAUUGCAAACCGAAUAGUUGGAAAAGAUGUAGGCAAACUGACUAUGAAGAAGGCACUGCGGAUAGUUCGUACGGUAUAUGCGCAGAGAUCCGCUGAGCUGUUAAAGCUAUCUGAGAGGGUUAAAAGAAAAGUAAAUCCAGGCCUUAAAGAUAGAAUACAGCCCAAGGACAUUGUAUCCCAUGAGUUUGGCUUUUUUUCUGCUUUGCAUGCAUCAAUUGUCUCUAUACAGCCUGCAGACUUAGUAGGAGAAGAUAUAUCAGCAAAUGAAACUAGCUUAGCAGAGAGUGAUGUAUACAGCAUGUAUAAUCAAAUAUAUCAUAAAGAAAGCACAAAAUGGAUAAGCUCAGGCAGAAGCACGGUUUUAGCUGUGAUCUGCUCGAAUACACUUGUGGAGGGAACUAUAACCGCAAUAGGACGAACUCUUCACGGGCAAUCUUUAUCAGUAGGAGACUCUGUGAUGGUAGUUGAGAGCACAGGGAUAUCAGAGUGUAAGAUAGAAAACCUUAUAUAUUUUACAAAAACAUUUGAUAAUAUAGAAGUGGCAGAGGGGCUUGUAGGGAUUCAGGGCCUGGGCUGUAAGAAGAAAGGUAUAAUAUGUGCAAGCGGGGGAGAUCCGGAAGAAGCCAAGAAGCAAUUAAACCAGUUGAAGUGGCCUAUUUUUACUCCGUUAUUUACCGAUGUAAUUACACCUGCAGCAGAGUGCUAUUCUUCUGUGAUAGAAAGGCUAACUCGUCUAUCACGAUGCGAGCCAGGCCUUUUUCUAAGCGCCAAGCAGGGAAAGAUUAUUGUACGCAGUGAUGGUGUGCUACAGAUGGACAAGAUAAAAACUGAUCUAGAAGGCCUGAAUUUCACUACAGAGGAUCAGUCUGAGGUAUAUCAAGAAACUGUUACUAAGGGAUAUGGAGUUGUUAAAACCCAAGCAGACAAUGAGCACAAAAACUAUGCAAUAUAUUUAAGCUGUGCAGAGGACAGCUUAGAAGAAGAAAUGGAGAGGAAUGGGUAUAGAAGACUUUUUGGCCGAGAAUGCUAUGUUAAGUAUCCAGAAAAUGCACCACAUAUGUUAAAAAUGAGCAUUUCAGCACUUCUUCAGAACGGGCCUUUUCUUCAAGAGCAGUGCAACAAAAUCGCAGUAGAGGCGGUGCCUACUGAGGAUUUACCCACUGGCACUCUUUCCCAGAUAUAUUUAGAGUCUAACCCCAGGCUGCUUACAAAUCACACAAUACUAUAUGUAUCUGUUCCGUCAGUUUAUGCGAAAGCCACGAAUACAACUCUAGUGAAAUGUGCCAGCCAUAUUCUUUCCACUAAUGUAGAGGAGUCUACAAUAUGUUUUGAAGUUCGAAUACCAGUCGCUGAGAUAAAGCAGCUGACGAAUGUUCUUAGGACACAGACGAAGGGUGAGGCAGAUAUUCUUCCCACCCAGACGCUUUACUACACAACACCAGAUAAGAUAGAGCACGAGCAGGCGCUCACACUAGCACUUAGAGAAAGAAAGGGUUUAUUCAGAAAAGAGAGAAUAGAGUAAUACAACAAGAAUAAAAUA